AUGCAAACUUUUAAAAAAUUAAUAUUAAUUUUGUUAUUAUUAGCUUUAUUUGUUUUUUCAAAUGGUCAAUAUACAUUUAAUGUUUUAAAUAAAGCUCCAGGAUCUAAAUGUGAAAAUGGUACAAUGGCAGAAUUAAAUACUUGUAGUAAAGAUUGUUUAACAUCAUUCUUAAUUUUAAAAUCAAUUGAUAAGAAAUCAUUAACAUUUACAACUUUUAAUAAUAAUCAAUGUAAUGGUGAUUAUAAUACUCAAACAACUUUUGAUUGUAAACCAACUCCUCAAAAUAUUUCUCAAACUCAAUACUUUAUUUCAUGUGAAGAACAAACCUCUAAACCUACUAGUUCUCCAAUUCAUUCCAAUUCAACAAUUAAAUCCACUUCUACCACUACUACCUCCACUCCUCUUCCUCACAAAGAUACUCCACAUCACUCUGCUAGUAGUUCCUCUAUUGUAGUUAGAUUAACACCAAUUUUUUUUAUUGCAUUUGCUUCUCUUAUUUUUUUAUUUGGUUUCUAA
Molecule: messenger RNA, 516 nt
Organism: Dictyostelium discoideum AX4
Lineage: Eukaryota; Evosea; Eumycetozoa; Dictyosteliales; Dictyosteliaceae
Gene: ponE
Exons: 1
Coding region: 1-516 (171 amino acids)
Cellular component (GO): plasma membrane
Source: RefSeq, a predicted model, not a curated record